AUGAACGCUCGUCCGCUUACGAUCAUCACAGGGGGCAAUCGGGGAUUGGGAUACGAAUUAUCUCAUCAGCUGUUCAAAAUCCAUCAUCAUGAUAUACUACUGACUGCCCGCGAUAUCAACAAGGCUAGAGAGGCAGCUACGCGCAUAUCAUCUGGAGUGAAUAAUGGAAAUAGCAUACGCACUGCACAGUUGGAUGUCUCCUCGUCGGAAUCCAUCUUGCGAUUUGUGUCGGAUGAACUCGAUCCGCUGUUGGCCUCCUUGGCGCAACAAGGCAAUGGCCAAUCUCUUGUAACGCUUGUCAAUAAUGCCGGGAUUUACGGACAAGGGUGGAGAGAGACACUGGUGACGAAUGUUGUAGGUCCCGGUCUUCUCUCACGCAAGUUUCUGGAGAUUCUUCCGCAGACAUUAAAGGGAAGAAUUGUUAAUAUGACGAGUGGGCUGGGGAAUGCGGCAAAUCUCCCAUCGACGUUGUUACGGCAACUUGAAGCGCAACCUCCAAAGUCCCCGGAAGAAAUAGUAAAGUGGGCGGGAAAUUGGGAGCAGGACGAAACCGGACACGCAAACCCGUACAAUCUGUCAAAGCAUUUACUAAAUUACAUGACAGAGCUACAUGCAAAGGAAGGACAUGGGCGCGCGAUUGCUGUCAUCGCUGUCGACCCAGGCUGGGUACAAACAGACAUGGGCGGACAGGGUGCCCCUGGUACCAUCCAGCAGGGUGUUGAUAGGAUGCUUGCGCAGGUGCUUGCGGAUGAGCAUGAAAGCAUGAAACGAAGCGGGAAGGUGUUUGGUGAUGGUGGGACGUGUUAUGAUUGGAAAAGACACUGA
Molecule: messenger RNA, 825 nt
Organism: Spizellomyces punctatus DAOM BR117
Lineage: Eukaryota; Fungi; Chytridiomycota; Chytridiomycetes; Spizellomycetales; Spizellomycetaceae
Exons: 2
Coding region: 1-825 (274 amino acids)
Source: RefSeq, a predicted model, not a curated record